AUGGAUCAUCUGGAUUCUCCUCCGCACAUCCACGGCUGGCAUCGAAACAACCAUCGAUCUCGUGAUCGACGUAGGACUCGCAGAGAAUUGCGCGCUUGUCCAGCAGUCACACGCCGACACCUGGACCACUUUGUUGCGUUAUACGAGGACACUGUCUGGGUGAACGGGGCCGAGAUCGAGCAGGGAAUUGCAUCUGACACUGGCACGGAUGAGCAUUCUACACACGACGAGCAACCAACUGGUCAAGUCAAGUUGUGGACAACGGAGAGGCGUGAAGCUACCAGUCAAGAGAAAGCGAUUAUGGAUGCAGUUGCUUCCACUUCAACUUCCACCGGGGCUAGUACGACGACCCAAACCAAGCCUGUUAUUUCAUCCGACUCCGACACAAGCGGCCAUCUCACACGAGACCAGCGCCUGACCGCUCACGACGAGAUCAUGGCCAUCAUGAUGAAGAGACUUGAUAUCAAGACUCAUGAGCCUGGAACCACGCAUAGCCCUCCAUCUACCAGCACGGAUACCACUCCUCCUACCAACACGGUCACCACCCCCCCUACUUCAACUUCUGCCGGUGCUGGUACUACGACCCAGCCCGAGCCCGAGGCGACAGGAGAGCUUGCGCAGACAGAGUACAAUCCAAACUGCUUUCUGUAUUAG
This is a messenger RNA of Neurospora tetraspora, 654 nucleotides long. RefSeq lists its product as uncharacterized. Lineage: Eukaryota; Fungi; Ascomycota; Sordariomycetes; Sordariales; Sordariaceae. The record is from RefSeq and is a predicted model, not a curated record. The transcript has a single exon. The coding region runs from base 1 to 654 and encodes 217 amino acids.